This is a messenger RNA of Aedes aegypti (yellow fever mosquito), 1263 nucleotides long. RefSeq lists its product as uncharacterized. The record is from RefSeq and is a predicted model, not a curated record. Lineage: Eukaryota; Metazoa; Arthropoda; Insecta; Diptera; Culicidae.
AAUAAUUUAAAUCGUAUGGUUGUCAUAAUAUUGUUUCAGGAAUCUUCCGAUCCCUUGGCACCACCUUCUACUUAUAAGGCCACUGCAGCAACAUCACCUGCCAAGGACGAUAUAACACCAGCAGUUCUGCCCACGGAAUCCGUUCAUGUCAAUUUAGAUGCCAGGAUACCAAGCACACCGAAACAAGGCAGCCAAAGGAGUAGUGCUGCUCCACCAUCAGCUCCGGCAAGCCUAGCACCAACGGCCAGCAUCAACAAGACAUCACAACCAGCAGUGAUCGACAUUCCGAAACAGUCCGUCAAUGUUGUUCAACCGAUCCAGUCAAUGCGCACAAUUGAACUCUCAACCGGUCGCGUUCGGGAAGGUUUCGCAAACGGCGAUGUCAUCGUUACAUUGUUACCAACCAAUACUCGCUGGCCUUGGAUAACACCGGCUGUAUUCCGCCCAGAGCUCGUACCAGAGGAACUAAUGGCCCAAGGGUUAACGCUCACCGUCGAGGAAUACGUGCACGCCAUGGAAACUCUUGUGAAUGACUAUCGGUUCACUAUGUACAACAUAUGUUACAAACGAGUCUUGGUUGUGUGGAUCCUGUUUGCCUUCGUUGUUUUGUUGGGACUGCUAUUCUCUGGCCUAUAUGGAAUUACACUGUUCUCGCUGGGAGUUGGUUGGCUUUUCCUUAACGCUGCCGCUAUUUUCUUGUGUAUGUGGGUGAAGUUACGCCUUGCCCGUGGACUCGAACGAUGCAUGGCUCGAGUGAACAAACAAUUGAUACGACAUAAAAUCCUGCUGGCAUUGGAUGACCGAGGACACAUUUCUUGUCACAAGGUUAACCUUUGCUUCAUGUACUUUGAACCAUCGCAGUGCAUCAGCUAUCUGAACGAGUUUAUCGAAAGGAGCGAACAGAACGGAAACACCAUCGAGCCUGGAUGGGAGAGUCGAUUGGAUGUGGCUACAAAUGAUAUCGUGAUUCAAGGAGCCAACACUACUCGCCUGUCGAGAAAGCAGGAACGAGGACUGCUGCUGUUGCUGCGUUACGCCUCUAGGUGGGGUAACGAGACGAUGCGUGGAUUGCUUGAUGUAACGUCCGUCGAACCUGCUCGUCACUGUCGUCAGUUUCAGUGUCCUUGUCAGUAUAUUGAAUUCCACCUCAAGUGCAAACCUCAAGGUUUCCUACGUAGUUUCACCUUCGGAGUCCAGCCAAGCAUUUCUGGUUCACAUUCUGCUGCAUAUUAAUAGUUGAAUAAAGUAUUUCUUUCAAAGGCA